AUGGGCAUUGAACCUGAUCUUUUUAAUAUUGUUUUUAUAAUAUUGUAGUAAAUUAUGUAUUUUGAUUUUAGCCUUUCAAAAACUCAAUCAGCUUUUAUCUUCUAGUAUAUUUUGGAUCCGGAGAUUUAUUUAUAUUUUGUUAUUUUUAAGGGCUGUUUUUAAUAAAUUUGA
This is a messenger RNA of Paramecium sonneborni, 171 nucleotides long. NCBI's taxonomy places the organism in Eukaryota, Ciliophora, Oligohymenophorea, Peniculida, Parameciidae. The record is from the annotation of a GenBank genome assembly.